Molecule: messenger RNA, 1476 nt
Organism: Cryptotermes secundus
Lineage: Eukaryota; Metazoa; Arthropoda; Insecta; Blattodea; Kalotermitidae
Product: putative E3 ubiquitin-protein ligase SINAT1
Exons: 2
Coding region: 11-829 (272 amino acids)
Biological process (GO): multicellular organism development; proteasome-mediated ubiquitin-dependent protein catabolic process
Cellular component (GO): cytoplasm
Molecular function (GO): ubiquitin conjugating enzyme binding; ubiquitin protein ligase activity
Source: RefSeq, a predicted model, not a curated record
GACUAUCGAAAUGAAAUGGGAAAGAGAGUCGAUCGAAGAUCCAGAGAAAAUGGGUGGAACUUUCUGCCCGCAGGAUUUGGCUACUGGUCUGAUCAGAAUGUUGGAGUGCCGCCUCUGUCGCAAGCUCAUGAAGCCCCCAAUUAUACAGUGCAAGUCUGGGCACAGUAUCUGCAGAACCUGUGAUCUGCAGCUGGGUUUGGACCCUUGUCCAAUUUGCCGACAGAAGAAGACAGACGUACGCAACUUGUUAGCCGAGGAAAUGUGCCAGAAGAUACUGUACCCGUGCAUGAACACCGGAUGUUCCGAAAGUUUCAUGUUAAUUGAUAUGCUUCAUCACGAACCGAACUGUAAAUUUCGUAUGUUUGACUGUCCCAUCAACAAUCUAUGCCUCUGGAAAGGCAUGGUCUGUAAUAUUUUGAAGCACGCCGAAACAGCGCACGGCACAAAUGUUUGGCAUGAGGACUCCUGUCGUACCACGGGCAAUGACUUCUCGGAAAGUUUCGUAGAAACCUCCCUGGUUUCAUCCCUUGGAGAGCUUUUCAUUUGGAACUGCGAAUUUUCCUUGGAGAACAGAAAAUUCUCGGGAGCUCUGAAAUACAUUGGACCUAAGGAAAACGCUUCAAAAUUUACUUACACUUUUAAGUUAUCCAAAAAUGAGAACAAUCAGGCUGUGAAAAUGAAGAAUGUUGUUUUAAGCGAGAAUGAAUCAUUUGGAGACGUUUUUCGCAAGAUGAACAAUUGCAUCACGUUAGAUUACAAUACUCUUCUCCGACGGUUUAUGAAUGGAACGAGGCUUAAUUACAAGCUCUGUGUUAAAAUUUGCUCUUGAAGUCUUGGGAGUAAGCUUAUAAAUAAUCCUAUUGUGGGGUUCAGAAUACCAUUUGAUUCUACACGAAACAAUCUGAAGAAGGCAAAAUCUCGAGGAAUUGAUAAAACCUAAAAAGAAUUAUAUUAAUUAUAAAUAAACUUUAUCUACAAAUGAAAUCGCCCUCCAUCUUAUCUCUGAUUCAUUUCUUCAGGUUAAGUUCAGGGAGUGUUCCAUGUAUGAGUCUCCAUGUUGCAAACACGCAACAGAAAAUGGCGGAUAAAAAGAAGGAAGACGAAAAGAUUAAUUCGAAGUAUUCGCGGUCCAGCAAAAUACAUGCAAAACUUUCGCGCAAACAUCAGCUCAUACGGUGAGUGUGAAAGCUGAUCUAACGUGCUUUAAAAUAAAACGAUUUCUAUGGGAUUGAGGGUUACUGGGCUUUACAUUCCACUCUGAUGAAUCAUGUGAUACGUUAGCAGAUAACAGAGUUCCAAUAUAGAUUCUGAGUCCGUGUGUUUGUGUAUGUAGGAAGAUGAUCUUUAUUGACUACAGCAAACAAUUUUAAUUAAAAUGUUUUGAAUAAAUAAUUUUAUAUGUGUUGAAGCAUGACAUAAGUGUAGUCAUUAUAUCUGUUCUUUGAGUAUUUUUUCUGGAUUAAAUGUUCUCUAGAA